Messenger RNA from Varanus komodoensis (Komodo dragon), 5271 nucleotides. RefSeq names its product hypoxia up-regulated 1 (gene HYOU1). The record is from RefSeq and is a predicted model, not a curated record. Gene Ontology annotation, molecular function: ATP-dependent protein folding chaperone; ATP binding. The coding region runs from base 131 to 3118 and encodes 995 amino acids. Gene Ontology annotation, biological process: endoplasmic reticulum unfolded protein response; cellular response to hypoxia; negative regulation of hypoxia-induced intrinsic apoptotic signaling pathway. Lineage: Eukaryota; Metazoa; Chordata; Lepidosauria; Squamata; Varanidae. The transcript is spliced from 24 exons. Gene Ontology annotation, cellular component: endoplasmic reticulum chaperone complex.
GGCUCCCUCUGCUCUCUGACGCAGGCUCCGCAAGGGAAGGGAAGGAAGGCCGGGGCGCCGCGGACCGGCCGAAGCGAAGCCUGCCCAUCAUCCGUCCCUGCCUGCCUGCCUGCCCUCUCCGGCCAGCGCGAUGGCGCCGCCGCCCUUGUGGCCCCUGCUGCCCUUGGCGCUGCUGGCCAGCCUGCCCGCCUACUCGGAUUCCCUAGCAGUGAUGUCUGUUGACCUGGGCAGUGAAUCCAUGAAAAUAGCAAUUGUCAAGCCUGGGGUGCCCAUGGAAAUUGUCUUAAACAGGGAAUCCCGGAGGAAAACCCCGGUGGCCGUGGUCCUGAAGGAGAACGAGCGCCUCUUCGGAGACAGUGCUUUGGGAAUGGCUAUCAAGAACCCGAAGGUCGCCUUCCGGUACUUCCAGGACCUUCUGGGCAAGCGCAUUGACAACCCGCAAGUGGCACUGUAUCAGUCACGGUUCCCAGAGCAUGAGCUUGGGAAAGACCCGAGAAGAGAGACGGUCGUCUUCAAGCUGUCAGACCAAUUGCAGUAUUCCCCAGAAGAGCUCCUGGGCAUGGUCCUGAACCACUCUCGGGCGCUGGCGGAGGACUUUGCAGAGCAGCCCAUCAAGGAUGCGGUGAUCUCUGUCCCUGCCUACUUCAACCAGGCGGAAAGGAGAGCCGUCCUGCAUGCAGCAAAAAUGGCAGAUCUCAAGGUCCUGCAGCUCAUCAAUGACAACACGGCCGUGGCCUUGAACUACGGGGUCUUCCGGAGGAAGGACAUCAAUGCCACAGCCCAGAACAUCAUGUUCUACGACAUGGGAGCAGGCAGCACCGUGUGCACCAUUGUGACGUACCAGACGCUGAAAACCAAGGACUCGGGGACCCAGCCUCAGUUGCAGAUCCGGGGUGUUGGGUUUGAUCGUACUUUGGGAGGCCUGGAGAUGGAGCUGCGCCUUCGAGACCAUCUGGCCAAGCUCUUCAAUGAGCAAUAUCCCUCAAAGGAUGUCCGGAAAAACCUCCGGUCUAUGGCUAAGCUGCUGAAGGAAGCCAAUCGUCUGAAAACGGUGCUGAGUGCCAACGCUGACCACAUGGCCCAGAUCGAGGGCUUGUUGGAUGACAUUGACUUCAAGGCCAAGAUUUCACGGCAGGAGUUUGAGGACCUGUGCUCCGACCUGUUCCAGAGGGUUGCUGGGCCCGUGUGGCAGGCGCUUAGCAGUGCCGAGAUCGGUCUGAACGAAAUCGAUCAGGUGAUCCUAGUUGGUGGUUCCACGCGUGUGCCAAAGGUACAGGAGCUUCUGCUGAAAGUAGUUGGCAAGGAAGAACUGGGCAAGAACAUCAAUGCAGACGAAGCCGCUGCAAUGGGCGCCGUCUACCAGGCCGCUGCCCUGAGCAAGGCCUUCAAGGUGAAGCCGUUUGUCGUCCGGGAUGCAGCCGUCUUCCCCAUCCAGGUUGAGUUCACCCGUGAGGUGGAAGAGGAGGACAAAUCCAAGAGUCUGAAGCACAACCGUCGGAUUCUGUUCCAGCGAAUGGCUCCGUAUCCGCAGCGCAAGGUCAUCACCUUCAACCGCUACACGGAUGACUUUGAGUUCCAUGUCAACUAUGCAGAUUUGGGCUUCCUGAGUGACAGUGACUUGCAGGCUUUUGGGUCCUUGAACCUCACCCGGGUGAGGCUGCACGGUGUGGGCGAGAGCUUCAGGAAGAACGUGGACUACGAGUCGAAAGGCAUCAAGGCUCAUUUCAAUAUGGACGAAAGUGGUGUCCUGAGCUUGGAUCGUGUAGAAUCUGUGUUUGAGACGUUGAUUGAAGACAAGCCCGAGGAGGAAUCCACGCUAACAAAGCUUGGAAACACCAUCUCCAGUCUCUUCGGAGGAGGCAGCCCUGUCCCCGAAGCGCCGGAAAAUAUGACGGAGACCGUUCAGGAGGAAGAGGAGAGCCAAGCAGAACCAGGCAAGGAAGACCAGAAGGACGACGCGGGGGCGACUAGUGCGGAGGAUGAAAAGGAGCCAUCGCCGCCUCCAGCGCAAGACAAAUUUGCUGGAGGCGCUUCUGCGGCAGAGGAGCAGCAGGAGGAGGGAGCAGAGAAGCCCACCUCUCAGGAAGCCCAAGAGAAGUCAGGGAGUGGGAAGCAGGAGGGGCCUGCAAAGAGCCCCGAGGGGAACAGUGGCAAAGCAGCAGCUGAGGAAGAGGAGGAGAAAAAGCCAAAGCCUCCCAAGAAGCAGAAGCUGGUGGAGGAGAUCACGGUGGGCCUGGAUGUGAACGACGUGCCCGACUUGCUUCCAGAAGAGUUGCAGGGCUCCAUCAAGAAGUUGCAGGAUUUGACUGAAAGGGACCUUGAGAAGCAGGAGAGGGAGAAAUCGGCCAACAGCCUGGAAGCCUUCGUCUUUGAGACCCAGGACAAGCUGUAUCAGGAGGAGUAUCAGUUUGUGUCAACUGAGGAAGAGAGAGAGGAAAUCUCCAAAAAACUGAGUGAAGUUUCCAGCUGGAUGGAAGAAGAUGGUUAUACAGCCACUACUAAGGACUUGAAGGAGAGACUAGCUGAACUGAAGAAACUGUGCCGGAGCCUCUUCUUCCGUGUGGAGGAGAGAAGGAAGUGGCCAGACCGCCUGGCUGCCCUGGAGAGCUUGCUCAAUCACUCCAGCAUCUUCCUCAGGGGAGCGCGGAUGAUCCCCGACGCUGAUCAGAUAUUCACGGAGGUGGAGCUCAGCACCCUGGAAAAGGCUAUAAAUGAGACAGCGCUGUGGAAGAACGAGACGGUGGCAGAGCAGAACAAGCUGCCGCCCACCGAGAAGCCGGCCCUGCUGUCCAGAGACAUCGAGCUGAGGAUCGCAGCCCUGGACAGGGAGGUGCAGUACCUCCUCAACAAGGCCAAGUUUGCCAAGCCCCGGCCCAGGCCCAGCACCACCAAGGCAGGCGCGGACAAGAACACGACUGUGCCUCCCGAGGGCGACAAGGUCCCUCCUCCCGAGGAGGGGACACAAGAAGAAGCAGAUAAAGUAGACGACGCCAGUCCAGCCGAAGAACCGCCUACAGAGGAAGCCCCACGGAGUGACGCAGGGGGACCAGACACAGAUUCACAAACAGAUAAGAAGUCUGAAACAAAGGAAGACACCAGAGCCAAUGACGAAUUAUAACAGUUUCUCAGAUCCUCUUGUGCAUCAACAUCUAUUUAUUUACAGUCAAAUCCAUUGUUUUUGUAAUGGACCUGGUUAGUGGAACAUGGCACAAACUGACAACAGAACGCAGUAGGUGUUUGUUUCUUUCCUGCUGGAAUUGUCCUUGCUGAUUUUGUGUGUUGUCCUGCCUCCUUACUUCCUUUGUUUAAAGAUGACUUUCAGCUCACUGGAAACUCCUAUUCUUGACACCACCCUGCAUGGAAUUGCCGCUUUCAACUGGCAGAUUCAAUCUACCUACAACUGUUCUAGGAAAAGACACUUGGUACAAGUGUACUGGGCUAUGCCUUAACUUGUGAAGAGCAGUGUAUGUUUUGGUGUCUGCAACUUACAGUGUCUGCAAGUAUUCUCCCUGUGAAUGGAAGUAACAAAUUGGAAUCUUCUGCUUCAGCCUCAGAAUGUUCUAAUUAUGGUGCAUGGACAAGGCCUGGAUGAGCAGUUCUUUUAAUGUCAUUAGCAUGGGGCCACUGAUGUUAGUUCUUUGUUUCUGAGCCACUGCACAACAGGAACUGAUGGAAUAGAAGCAAAAUUUGAAGGAAGCAAAUAAUAGUCAAAAGGAAAACAGAAAUACUUGGACUGAUAGUCACAGUCCAUCCCAAAAAGCAGGCCCUUGGUAUCUAAACAGCAGGUGUGCCCAUUGGCAAGGCAAUUCAGAAGACUGGUGUAUACAUCUCAACUUUCUCUCAACUGUUACUGACUUUGCAGAACACACCUAAAACACACUUUUAAAGGGCCAUGAAACAGCCAAAAGGAGAAAUGAUCUGUCCGGCCAAAAUUAGGUUUACAUUCCUCUUCAAACCAAUAUUAACUAACAAGUUUUCCUUGCAUAUUUUAUUUGCAUCUCAAGUUCUUAGUCACUGCUUUCUAAUAGAUUUCUGAGAAAUUCUGGGUACUGUUGUGGGCAUUUCCUUAUGCUUUUCAUGUACUGGUUUCUAACUUGGCCUAAACAGUUUGUUCUAUGUGUGUGGUUUUUAUUUAAUUGUUCAGUUGCAACUGAACUUCCCACUUCAACAAGUGAAUAGUGUAGGAGGGCCAGUUUUGGCUGUAGGACAAGAAAUCCUGAUGCUUCAGUUCUCAGAAGCAGAAACAAGUCCACCAGCACAUAAGUUAGGGUAAGUGCCCAAAGGUUACAGGGUGGAGGGAAAAUGUAAUCUAACCUUCUUACUUCUAUUUUCACUCAGAAAAUCCUCCAACUGUUUCUUCAAGGAGCUUUUUCAGUGUAGUAUGAUCCUUUCAUAUUCAGCACCAUUGGCCAGUUACUCACUGGAUCAAAGCAAGCACUGCCUCACAGUCCCUCAAAUCAAUUUCAAGAAAUGUGUGUUUAUAAAACUGCAGCUUUUGAGUUUUACAAGCUUUUAUUUAGUAAAAGUUGUACUCCAAAUGCUACAGGUUCCCAGAUAAGUAUGAAAAACUAAAUUGUGUGCUGUGAAUUAUCAAGCCCCUUUCAUUUCAAUACAAUUUAUACUCAUGCAGCCCUUGAAAAUGUUGGCUUGUCAUCUUGCCUAUGCCAUUCAUUGAAGUUUUGGAUGUACGUAUGCACACUUUUUGCCUUAGAAUGUGCAUUGGAGAAUUGGAUUUUUGAGAAUAGAAUUCUGGAAAUUAAAAUCCAGCUGCAUCUGCAUUUUGGGAAGAAUGUGCAUUCUACUGUGAGUCUUAUAAAGCAGUUGGAAUCUGAAUGUAAUAUUCUUGAGAAAUGUCUGUUCUGUGCUGUGUCCUUUUCACAUUCUUCCUUUGAACACGGCAGGCUUGCAAGUUGUAUUUCUUUUAUGGAAAUGGAAAUUAGGAAUAAGUGGGGGACGUCCUCUUUUUUCCACUGCUAUUGUCUUGAGAGAAUUGUCCGAAACCCAGCCAAGCCUGACCUGAAGACCUAUAAAGUCAAGAGUGUUGCUCUGUCACCUUGUGUACACUGUGGAAAAUGUUGUGCAACUUCCCUUUGCCAUAUUGGCACUUGUUCAGCGAUGGUGUCAAGGAGUUGCUUUGCAUCAAUGUUCAGGUGCUUGUUAGUUCUGUUAACAAUUUCAGGUGGGAAGGGAAGGGGGAUUGUUCAAAUUUAAAUCAUUUAAUGUGUUUGCUCCUUUUGAAGAAUGGUUUCAAUAAAAUAAUUUGCUUUUCUA